AAAGAAGAAAAACUAAAAGGAGUCACGAAAAGCAUAAUAUUACUUUGCUUGUACGAAUGACAAGAAACCCAGCAAGCCACAGCCCAUCACAGUUACUAGUACUACUUUCUCUCCUAUAAAAAUACUCCUUUUCUCUCCACAUUCCCACAUUCUACUGCAUCACAAUGGAGUUGUUGCUCAUAAGUUCCAUCAAACCUCGGGUAACUAAUGUAAUUUCAGUGUUUGUAAUCUUGGCAUUACUGAGUGCUAGAGGAGCAGAGAGCAGAAAGGCAAGGGUUUUAGACUCGUUUGAGUACAAUGCUAUAAGCUGCAGGGCUCAUAGUGCAUCAAUAACAGAUUUUGGAGGAGUUGGAGAUGGAAUAACAUCCAAUACUAAAGCAUUUCAAGAUGCAAUUGCUCACCUGUGUCAGUAUGCAACAGAUGGCGGGUCUCAACUUUUUGUUCCUGCUGGAAAAUGGUUAACUGGUAGCUUCAGUCUUACCAGUCAUUUCACUCUAUUCCUUCAUAAGGAUGCUGUUCUUCUUGGUUCUCAGGACUUGAAAGAAUGGCCAUUGCUGAAACCUCUGCCGUCAUAUGGCCGCGGGAGGGAUGCUGCAGCUGGAAGGUACUCCAGUCUCAUUUUUGGUACAAACCUCACUGAUAUUAUUGUUACAGGUAAUAAUGGCACAAUUGAUGGUCAGGGUGCAUUCUGGUGGCAGCAAUUCAAGAAGGGCAAGCUUAAAUACACCAGACCUUACUUGAUUGAGAUCAUGUACUCUGAUAACAUUCAGAUUUCAAAUCUGACGCUUCUAAAUUCCCCUUCAUGGAAUGUUCAUCCUGUUUACAGCAGUAAUAUCCUUAUACAAGGCAUUACCAUCAUUGCACCGGUUACAUCCCCCAACACCGAUGGCAUCAACCCAGAUUCUUGUACAAACACAAAAAUUGAAGACUGUUACAUAAUCUCGGGAGAUGACUGUGUGGCCGUUAAAAGCGGUUGGGAUGAGUAUGGAAUUGCAUUUGGGAUGCCUACAAAGCAACUAGUCAUCAGAAGGCUCACAUGCAUUUCACCAUACAGUGCAACAAUUGCACUAGGAAGUGAAAUGUCAGGUGGGAUUCAAGAUGUUAGGGCAGAAGAUAUCACAGCCAUCCAUACAGAAUCAGGAGUUAGGAUCAAAACAGCUGUAGGAAGAGGAGGGUAUGUGAAAGAUAUAUAUGUUAAGAGAAUGACAAUGCACACUAUGAAAUGGGCCUUCUGGAUGACUGGAAACUAUGGGUCACACGCUGAUAAGAAUUAUGACCCAAAUGCAUUGCCAGUGAUUGAAGGGAUUAACUACAGAGAUAUGGUUGCAGACAAUGUGUCAAUGGCUGCAAGAUUGGAGGGGAUUUCUGGUGACCCUUUUAAGCAAAUUUGCAUCUCUAAUGUGACAAUUGGAAUGGCAGCUAAGGCUAAGAAGAUACCAUGGACAUGUACUGAUAUUGAAGGGAUCACCACUGGGGUCAGUCCUCGACCAUGUGAUUUGUUGCCAGAUCAAGGGCCGGAGAAACUUACAGCUUGCGAUUUUCCACCGGAGAAUAUACCAAUCGACUCGGUACAGUUUCAGAAGUGCACCUACAGCAUGCACUAUAUGUGAAUUUGGUUUCUAGGACGGACAAAUAUGUGUAGUAGUUUCUCCACCUUGCAGCAGCUAUACAGCUUCAAGAUUCGGCAGUCUUACGAGAAAUCGCUAUGUUUCAAUGUUUUCUUAUAAUUAAGAACAUAGAAUCAAACUUGAUAUGUACCAUAUUGUUAUAUUUGGUUUGAAAUAGUUAUAAAUUAUAAUUUCCAAUGGAA
Ricinus communis (castor bean) is the source of this 1810-nucleotide messenger RNA. Its product is annotated as probable polygalacturonase. NCBI's taxonomy places the organism in Eukaryota, Viridiplantae, Streptophyta, Magnoliopsida, Malpighiales, Euphorbiaceae. The record is from RefSeq and is a predicted model, not a curated record. Gene Ontology annotation, biological process: carbohydrate metabolic process. The transcript has 6 exons. Gene Ontology annotation, molecular function: polygalacturonase activity. Bases 165 to 1610 code for a protein of 481 amino acids.